AUGGAUAUAGACAGUCCUACGGUUUUGGUCUUUGGUGCCGGAAAUUUUGGCAGCUGUCUCGCCGACCACCUUGGUGACUCUUCGCACACUGUGCUUAUGUGGUCUCGUAGCGAGGAUACCGUUCGUGAAUUCAAUAAACAUCACAGAAACCCUGAAGUUUUGCAAGACCAUGUUUUCCCUCAAUGCAUCACCGCUAUUGGCCCUGAGUUUCCUUCACAGGAUGUUGUCCGCAGUGUAAACGUCCUACUCUUUGCAAUACCAACAGAGGGAAUCAGAGAGAUACUGACUGCUCUCAAGCCGAAGCUCGAUGAUAAAAGCCUUCCUCUAAUGAUAUUUGUCAACAAAGGCAUUGAAAUCAAGACUCAUGCACUUACCUUAGAGAUUAUCGCUGAUACUUGUGGUCCGGACAUUGCCAAAGUGGCGACGUUCAUUUCGGGUCCAUCCUUCGCAAAAGAAAUUCUCAAACGACAGCCGACAUCAGUAUCUGUAGCGUCUUUGUCCCAUGAACAUGCAGAAAGAGCGUCACAGCUUUUCCAUCAGCCUUGGUUCCGAUGCUACACAGGAGAUGAUCCUAUCGGACUUGAGCUCGCCGGAGCCCUCAAGAAUGUGUACGCGAUUGCGGCGGGUAUGUCUGAUGGCCUCGGAUUCGAGAACAACACCAGGGCAAUGCUCAUAACUCGUGGAUUGGCUGAAAUGACAAGAAUCGGGACGGCUUAUGGUGCAUCGCCCUUGACAUUUCUCACUCUGGCUGGAGUAGGAGAUCUUUUCCUGACUUGUAGCUCUUCGACAAGUCGCAACUAUACGGUUGGAUAUCGUUUAGGCAAAGGAGAGACAUUGGACUACAUUAUCAAAACGCUAGGAAGCGUGGCGGAAGGAGUUACGACCGCGAAGGCGCUUCGAACGGUGAUCGCCAAUCUGGGUGUAAAGGCACCGAUCGCCACUGGGGUGUAUGAGGUGCUUUAUGAAGGCAAGGACGUCGGAGAAAGAGCAAAGUCGCUGAUGUCGUUGCCACCGAUCCGAGAGCUAGACUUUCCUGAGUGCGCAGGGAGGCCUGCACAAAAGCUCAUGGAGAAAUUGGAACUCUGUAGAUGA
Molecule: messenger RNA, 1092 nt
Organism: Fibroporia radiculosa
Lineage: Eukaryota; Fungi; Basidiomycota; Agaricomycetes; Polyporales; Fibroporiaceae
Exons: 8
Coding region: 1-1092 (363 amino acids)
Biological process (GO): glycerol-3-phosphate catabolic process; carbohydrate metabolic process
Cellular component (GO): cytosol; glycerol-3-phosphate dehydrogenase (FAD) complex
Molecular function (GO): NAD binding; glycerol-3-phosphate dehydrogenase [NAD(P)+] activity
Source: RefSeq, a predicted model, not a curated record